This is a messenger RNA of Symbiodinium necroappetens, 1750 nucleotides long. NCBI's taxonomy places the organism in Eukaryota, Dinophyceae, Suessiales, Symbiodiniaceae. The record is from the annotation of a GenBank genome assembly.
AUGGGACUUCGCGGUGACUUUGCCUACCUGCUUCGGCGAUACUGGUCACUUUUCCUGGGCAAUGUACUGGAAUGGUAUGAGUUUGCUGUGUACGGUUAUUUGGUGCUUUUCCUGGAGGACAAUUUCUUCCAAGGUUCCGAGGUUGCCACGUGGCUCGGCUAUGCUGCGACGUUUGUUGCACGCCCACUGGGUGGCCUUGUUCUGGGCCUUAUCGGUGACAUGUGUGGUCGACGCACAUCUCUCACGGUUUCCAUUGUGGGCAUGGUCGUCGGCACAGUUGGUCAGGGCCUGUUGCCCAGCCGUCUCAGCAGUGGCCAGGCGUGGGGCGAGUUCGGAACCUGCAUGCUCUUUGUCUUGCGGAUCGUGCAGGGGCUGUGCACGGGCGGAGAGAUCAGCACUGUCUCCACGUACAUCAUCGAGGUGGGUUCCAAGCAGACUCUGGCCCGGAGCAUGUCGCUCAUCUCCGUGUCAAUCUACAUCGGCUUCCUUCUGGCGCAAGGCGCAGUGUGGCUAGUGCAGGACCAGCUCGGCCCCGAUGCAAUGCGACAAUGGGGCUGGCGGCUUCCCUUCCUCGUCGCCAUUGUGCCAGGAGCUUUCACCAUAGCAGGACGGCGGUGCUUGCACGAAUCGGAGGAGUUUGAAAGGGACCGAAGAGUCGCCAUUGAGGAAGGCCACGCAUCAGCCAGCUAUGCCAUCAGGGAUGUACUGCACAGAGGCUAUGCAAUCGUCAUAGCCAUCGGCGGUAUGGUGUCUUUUGCAGUAUUUUCAUACAGCGGCCUGGUGUGGACCAACACAUUCUUGGCAAAAGAAGGACUUCCAAAAGAUCAGCGCAUGAUGGCGGGCCUGACAGCCCGCGUUAUUCAGAUAGUGCUGGCAGUGCCUGUGGGCUGGCUAGCAGACGUUUGGGGCGUCGGCUCAGUUACCUUCUUUGCAGCAGCAGUGCAGCUGUUUGCAGCCUUCCCGCUGUUUGCGUGGUUGCAGGCAGAUCCAACGAAUACCUCGGUUGCAUAUGCAGCAUAUGCUGUUGGCUUCGGGACUAUUGGUGCGCUAGGCGGUUCGACUUUCAACAUGUACGUGACCGAGCUGUUCCCAACCCGCACCCGCAACCUGGGAGUUGGUGUCAGUUACAACAUCGGCAUUUGUCUCGUCGGUGGCUUUGGCCCUGUGCUCUGCAGUGCACUGUUGAAGUGGUCGCGGUAUGGGCCAGGAGGUCUCAUGUCAUUGGCGGGCGUCGUCACAUGUUUGACAGUCGUAGCUGGAGUUCGGCUACACCAGUCCGGGAGGGUUUGUAUGGCCCAUGUUCGGACGAAUCCGUACUGCAGACCAUGUGCAGACCCGCGAGAAGACGGCAAGCCUGAAGAGCAGUUUUCGUUGGAGACAUCAGAGUCAGAGACAUCCGAAGACUGCACAAAUCUGAAGUGCCUUCGCUCUUUACAUGGAUGGCCUGCCUCUGCAUUGAUGCAAGAUUCCACGGAAGACGUCACGCUGAAGGCCUCGUCGGGCAACCCGGAAGCUCUUCGGCCACACCACAGCACCCCCGGCCCCGGGCGGAAAGGAGGAGGUCGCGCAGGCAACUGGCCGCCGCCAUUGCCUUUCUGGCAGUCUGACGAGGUGCUGGGCGCCACUCCGUGGAUUGAGGUGAUUGCACCGCCUGGUAGAGCCCUGGCUCAGCUCCAGGUGGAACUCCCAAGGAACGGUCGAGCGGAUGGGUACACCCCGGAGCACGUGCAGCUCUUCGUGGCGCAAGAAG